Medioppia subpectinata is the source of this 360-nucleotide messenger RNA. The record is from the annotation of a GenBank genome assembly. Lineage: Eukaryota; Metazoa; Arthropoda; Arachnida; Sarcoptiformes; Oppiidae.
GGAGUUAGCGAUGAGUUAAUAGCAAAAGUAAAAACUGUGACUCAGGAGUACGAGCUGACCAAAGCGGGCGAUGUCUACACCCAGACAUUGUCGGGAAACAAUGCCACUGCAGUUAAGUUUGAAUUGGGCAAAGAGUUUGAUGAGAUCAGACCAGAUGGUAAAUCUGUUAAGAGUUUGGUGGUCGCUGAUGGCAAUAAAUUGAUCCAGACACAAAAGGGCGACCAAGAGAUUAAGUACGUGCGUGAGUUUAAUGGCACCGAACUGAAAACUACUAUCACGUACGGUCCAGUCGUCGCUGUCCGCGUGUACAACAAGGUUUAAUAGACAGAAUAAUCUUGGUGGUUGUUUUUUUAUUUUGAC